Molecule: messenger RNA, 919 nt
Organism: Daphnia magna
Lineage: Eukaryota; Metazoa; Arthropoda; Branchiopoda; Diplostraca; Daphniidae
Product: uracil phosphoribosyltransferase homolog
Exons: 8
Coding region: 1-900 (299 amino acids)
Biological process (GO): DNA repair; DNA-templated DNA replication
Cellular component (GO): DNA replication factor C complex; nucleus
Molecular function (GO): DNA clamp loader activity
Source: RefSeq, a predicted model, not a curated record
AUGGAUGCGUUUUUAAAAACUGGAAAGCUCUCCAAUCAACCGAAGGAAAGUGGAGCAUCCUCGGUUUCUGAGCCAUUACAACGAAAACGAGGUUCCUUAAUACCUUGGGUUGAAAAAUACCGUCCUAGAACAAUCAAUGAAGUUUCAUACCAAGAGGAAGUAGUUGCUGUGCUUCAGAAAUCUCUUCAAGGAGCUGAUCUUCCUAAUCUUUUGUUCUAUGGCCCUCCUGGUACUGGUAAAACUAGCACAAUAUUGGCAGCUGCUAGAGAACUGUUUGGUGACAUUUACAAGGAGAGAGUAAAUCUAUAUUCAUCUUACCAGGUACGGGAAAUACUGUCGUUAAAGCAGUUAGCGUUGUCGUUCUCUAAGAGGAAUGACCAGACAUGUGAACUACAGACCAUAAUUCGUGACAGGAAUACUAGUCGAAAUGAUUUCAAAUUUUAUGCUGACAGAUUGAUUCGUCUUGUUAUAGAGGAAAGCUUAAACCAGCUUCCCUAUUCACCUUGCACAGUUGUAACUCCUAUAGGAUUUCCAUAUGAUGGUUUGCAAUUUGAAAAGGGAAAUUGUGGGGUGUCCAUCGUCAGAAGUGGAGAAGCUAUGGAACAGGGACUUAGGGAUUGCUGUAGAUCAAUGAGAAUUGGGAAAAUUUUGAUUGACUCAGAUCAUGAUACCCAUGAAGCUAAAGUUGUUUAUGGUACGGGCAAUACUAUCGUUAAAGCAGUUAGCGUUCUAAAGGAUCAUUCGGUGCUGGAGGAAAAUAUUGUCCUUGCUAACCUUUUCUGUACUCCUCCAGCAACCCAAACAAUAGUAACAGCCUUUCCUCAGAUGAAAAUCUUGACUUCUGAGAUUCAUCCAGUUGCACCUAAUCACUUUGGACAGAAAUACUUCGGAACUGAUUAAAUACAAUUUAAUAAACAAA